Messenger RNA from Neoarius graeffei (lesser salmon catfish), 4414 nucleotides. Its product is annotated as ATP-binding cassette sub-family D member 3-like. The coding region runs from base 211 to 2190 and encodes 659 amino acids. Gene Ontology annotation, cellular component: peroxisomal membrane. The transcript is spliced from 23 exons. The record is from RefSeq and is a predicted model, not a curated record. Gene Ontology annotation, biological process: very long-chain fatty acid catabolic process; long-chain fatty acid import into peroxisome; fatty acid beta-oxidation. Gene Ontology annotation, molecular function: ATP binding; long-chain fatty acid transmembrane transporter activity; ATP hydrolysis activity. Lineage: Eukaryota; Metazoa; Chordata; Actinopteri; Siluriformes; Ariidae.
CGAUCAGUUUCAGUAAGACAAAGUAAAUUUACUCCACACUUUCUGCUCCAUGAGGAGUAUUUAAUUCCACAGUGUAAUCUAAUCUAACUGAAUUGGAGACUGUCUGAGUAAAGCCUGUGUAAGGAGUAAGCCUGUGUAAAGCCUGUGUAAGGAGUAAAGGAGGAGCUCUCACUGCUCUCUUGGCUCCAUCUUCCUCAUUACAGAUGAAACAUGGCGGCUGUGAGUAAAUACCUGACAGCCAGGAGCUCCUCCAUCACAGGUGCUUUAGCCUUAAUCGCUUUCUGUCUGAUCAAACACCGGCAACGAGCUUCAAAAUCCAAUAAAGGGAAUUCAGAGCUCCAUUCAGACUCAUCUCAGGAUGGCAGGAAGGGCAACACCAUUGUGGAUCAACUCUUCAUCUCUCGCAUCUACAAGAUCCUGAGAAUUUUGAUGCCGCAGCUGUUGUGUAAAGAGUUGGGGUAUCUGGUGCUUAUUGCUGCUAUGCUUCUGGCUCGAACCUACUGUGACGUCUGGAUGAUCCACAAUGGCACCAUGAUCGAGAGUGCAAUCAUUGGACGAUCAUCAGAAGCAUUCAGAGCCUAUUUAUUCAACUUCAUUGCUGCCAUGCCACUUAUCUCAUUAGUGAAUAAUCUUCUGAAACUGGGGCUGAACAAGCUGAAGCUGUGUUUCCGUGUGAGACUCGCUGAUCACCUGUACACACACUACCUCAGAGGUUUCACCUACUACAAAAUGGGGAAUGUGGACAAUCGCAUUGUGAACCCAGACCAGCUGCUGACCCAGGACGUGGAACGCUUCUGUAACAGCGUGGUGGAUCUGUACUCCAACAUCAGCAAGCCUUUACUCGACAUCAUUAUUUACCUCCUCAAACUGACGACAGCAGUCGGUGCUCAGGGCCCGGUUACUUUGCUGAGUUAUCUGGUCCUCUCUGGUCUGUUGUUGACGUGGUUACGGCGUCCGAUCGGGAGAAUGACUGUAACUGAACAGAAACAUGAGGGAGAAUUCAGAUAUGCAAACUCCAGACUUAUUACUAACAGUGAAGAAAUUGCUUUCUAUGAUGGUGGCCAAAGAGAAAAGAUCAACAUCCAUCAAACUUUCCACAAACUGGUGGAACAUCUGAAGAGUUUUAUCUGGUUCCGCUUCUCCAUGGGAGUUGUUGACAGCAUCGUGGCUAAGUACAUCGCCUUCUUGGUCGGAUACCUCGUAGUCAGUCGGCCAUUUCUUGACCCGACAAACACACACCAUGAUCACAGCACACACUCCCAGAGACUGGAGGAGUAUUAUCAGAGUGGCAGGAUGUUACUCAGUAUGGCUCAGGCUUUAGGGAGAAUCAUUCUGGCGGGCAGAGAGAUGAGCCGACUGUCAGGCUUCACUGUGAGGAUCAGUGAGAUUCAGGACGUGCUGAAAGAUUUAAACAGUGGCAGAUAUGAGCGCAGCUCCGUCGUCUCAGCAGGAGGAAAAGGUCCAGAAGACGUGGAGAACUCGGCUCCGCUCCGCGGAACAGGAGAGAUUAUUAUAGCUGAUAACAUCAUCAGGUUUGAACAUGUUCCUCUGUUGACGCCUCAUGGUGAUGUUCUGAUCCGGGAUUUAUCCUUCGAGGUGUUGGCAGGGGCGAACGUGUUGGUGUGUGGACCAAACGGCUGUGGAAAGAGUUCACUGUUCAGAGUUCUGGGAGAGUUGUGGCCUCUGUUUGGAGGAUGUCUCACCAAACCACACCGAGGGAAACUCUUCUACAUCCCACAGAGGCCGUACAUGACUCUCGGUACACUCAGGGAUCAGGUUAUUUAUCCCGACACGCAUGAGGAGCAAACACAGAAAGGAAUCUCGGAUCAGGUAUUGAAGGAUUACCUGGAGAAGGUGCAGCUGUGUCAUGUGCUGGAGCGAGAGAGCGGGUGGGAGAGCGAGCAGGACUGGAUGGAUGUUCUGAGUGGAGGAGAGAAACAGAGGAUGGCGAUGGCUCGUUUGUUCUACCACAAGCCUCAGUUUGCCAUUUUAGACGAGUGUACGAGCGCUGUGAGCGUGGACGUGGAGGAUUACAUAUACAGCCACUGUAGGAAGGUUGGAAUCACUCUGUUUACUGUCUCACACAGGAAGUCACUGUGGAAACACCACGAGUUUUACCUACUCAUGGAUGGUAGAGGAGGUUAUGAGUUCAAGCGCAUCACUGAGGACACGGUGCAGUUUGGCUCCUGAGUGUGUGUGUGUGUGUAUGUGUAGUCACACCUGGAGGACGCUCUGGACUCUUACAGUAAUGCUUUUAUGGCUGAGGACUACAGUUGACUUGCUAACUUUAGGACUGCAGUCGUCAUGAACAGUUUUGCACUCAAGUUUCCAUCAGUGAAGAGUUUAUAACAUCAACCAAACUGACUUCAUGUUAAAACUGUUAAUGUUAUAGUCAGGCUGUCUGUUGUUGCCCAAAUGAGGAUGGGUUCCCUUCUGAGUCUGGUUCCUCUCGAGGUUUCUUCCUCAUGUCAUCUGAGGGAGUUUUUCCUUGCCACCGUUGCCACAGCAGAGAUGCCAAUCACUAUGAUUCAUGUGUAGUCACUACGUUUUUGACAGUAGCACUACGAGGCUAUGACCGUCUAUUCAGUUUAUAUGGGAUUCAUACGAUUUUAGCAUGGAUGCGGUUCGAAACGUGUGAAUCUAUAAGGGUUCACGAUAUUUUGCCAGUGUUUGGUACAUUUGAGGCCAGUUAUCGCUUGAUAAUUCAAUAUUUUGACUGUAUUUAUGGUUAAAGUUUGCUUCGAUGGGCGCCGCCAUCUUUGUUGACAAGCAUUCUGCGCAUGCACGAAUUAAUUAUCGAUGCCACGAUGGAAUGUCGAGCAGCCCAUGUCACUAGGUAUUGAGGGGCUGUCGGGGUGUUGUAACCUCACAAACUAUCGCUUAAAACAUGAAAUCAGGGUUGUCAUCCACCCAAAACACCAUGUUCUGAAUAUGCAAUGAACAUUUCACAAUAAAUUCGCUCGUGAUUCUCAUCUCAUCUCAUUAUCUGUAGCCGCUUUAUCCUGUUCUACAGGGUUGCAGGCGAGCUGGAUCCUAUCCCAGCUGACUACGGGUGAAAGGCGGGGUUCACCCUGGACAAGUCGCCAGGUCAUCACAGGGCUGACACAUAGACACAGACAACCAUUCACACUCACAUUCACACCUACGCUCAAUUUAGAGUCACCAGUUAACCUAACCUGCAUGUCUUUGGACUGUGGGGGAAACCGGAGCACCCGGAGGAAACCCACGCAGACACGGGGAGAACAUGCAAACUCCGCACAGAAAGGCCCUCGCCGGCCACGGGGCUCGAACCCAGGACCUUCUUGCUGUGAGGCGACAGCGCUAACCACUACACCACCGUGCCGCCCGCUUGUGAUUCUGUUUACUACAAACAAAAAUCCAUCCCCAAAAUUGCUACAACAGGCAAAACAUGCUACUAAAGAAAAACUGUUGGAACUGAAACGGUCAUCUUCUGAAGUAAAUCAAUCAGAACUGAAUAAGUAAUCUGACUUGAUAUUGAUGAGAUUAAAAGUGAAAGGAAGUUGAUAAAAAUUAAAAGUAAUCAAAGUGACUUGAUAUUAAUCAUGGGAAUAAAAAGGAAAUGGACAUGUUCCAGUACAACUAUUUGAGUAUUGCUAAUUGAGUGUUCCAGCAUAUUCUCUAUAAACAUUGAUGGCAUGUAAUCUGCAUUUGUUUAGUAAACUAUUUGAGUAUUGCUAAUUGAGUGUUCCAGUAUGUUAUCUAUAAAUAUUGAUGGUAUGUAAUCUGCAUUUGUGUAGUAAAGUUAAGAAAAUAAUAUUCACUGUUUGAAAGUUGAUUGUAUACAAAUUACCAGAGAAGUCUUUACUUUGUGUGAAUGUGGUGAGUUAUGAGCAUCACUCUAUGAGAAAAUCAUGAGUGAUUGUGGUUUGGUUUUAUUUUUCAGAUAAUUAAAAAAAAAAACUAAAUCAACAAUUUUCUCCCCCCAAAACCCACAAGUCCCAGUUCAUUUUAGUCACCUGUAUUCACUCAGAAUGGCCCUAAAAAAGCAACAAUUUCCAAAAUUUUCUUGGGGGGCUUACAGCGCCCCCCAACCCCCAGCUGAACUGGACUCACUACCCGCCCUGCGGGCGCUCCGCUCGUAUGCAUGUGUCACUACACAUUGAUUUCACAAAAGGUUGGCAUCUCUGGCACAGGCUUCAUCAUUGGGGAUAGAUUAGGGAUAAAAUUAGCUCAUGUUUUAAGUUGUUCAAAUUCUGUAAAGCUGCUUUGCGACAAUGUCUAUGGUUAAAAGCGCGAUACAAAUAAACUUGACUUGUGUUUGGAUGUUUGUUUUCUAUGUAGAUAUUUUUGUUGUUAAAUGUCAGUAAAGGCUGGUGCAAUGCUGAUGUCCACCUGUGUAUAAAAUAUAUUUAUUUAAUAUGUUUAUUCAUCAAUGGGAUGUUCAUAUUAAAUG